UGCUGGCCAAGCAGCUGGUGUUGAAUGUGCUGGUGGAGCACAUGGUAGAGAAAGACAUCAUCACUACGGAGAUGGUGGAAAUGAUACAGGUACGCGGGUUAUCGCUUGCGUCGUGAGUUUUAUUUCUGGCUGAACUCGUUGUCGUUCCUUGCAGUGGCAGCAUGGAGGAAACUCACCUGUUACCUGCACGGUUCGGUGUGGUUGCGCUCAGGGCACCUGCAGGGGUUUGGCUGCAGCGCCCAGGAGAACUGUAAGGCGCUUUUGUAGCGAGAAAAAGUGCAUUCCCUCUAGGAUUCCCUCUAGGAUUCCCUCUGUUCUGGUGAGCAGUUGCAGCAGGCUGCACUUAGUGGAUCGGGUGGUAGCUUCCAGUCUUUUACUGUAAUUUUGUGCUUAUCUUUUUUCUUAUGCAUGUAGAAGAAGGAAUGAUAUGCGUUUCCAAAACAAAAAUAAGUAAACGAAUAUGUUAUAUACCAUUUUGUUGUGACACCCUCCACAGAAAGAAUUUGUGUUCCAUAUAUGUUUUCGGAAAUUGCAUGAAGCACCUUGCAAAGUUCAAGGCUCACUGUCAAAUAACAAAUGCUAUUUGUUUUUAGGCUCGUGUUACUUUCCCUGUGCAGUGCAUACUGUGGAGAGAAGUCAUUGGAAAUAGCCUGGGAUUUCUGCCAGUCCCAGAGGGACGGUAAUGCACAGAACAUUGUGAGGGAUGGACACACAGGUCUUCAGAGAAAGCAGACCAGAAAGGAAGUGGUUGAAACUGCAUGUCAAGUGCAUGUCAGGGCUCAAGCCAAGUCUGGGAGCUUCGACCGAAAUGUGGAAUUCCUCAAUUUGCUGCCCAAGAGAGGCCCCAACGCCUUCUCAGCCUUCUGUGAAGCUCUGCGGGAAACCCAGCAGCAACAUCUGGAGGCAAUGAUCCUGAAGACAAUGUCCAACCCGAGCCAUGAGAUUGCAAGGCUUGAACACUGUCAUGAGUCAGAUCUUCCAUACCCUGUCAGUGAGUCCUGUAAUUCAAAGAGACCCCGUUGGCUUGAACCAAUAGAACACUGCUUGGAUAAUGGAGAUGGUCCCUCAAUUCCUGCAGUGAAGUAUUGCAGUCCUGAAUUUUAUCGCAGUCAUCAGCACUUGGCAUACAAGCUGACAUCAGAGCCACGAGGCUUAGCGCUGAUCCUCAGCAAUGUCCGUUUCAGUAGCGAGAGCGACCUGGAAUAUCGCGCAGGGGGAGACGUGGACUGUGCUUCCCUGGAGAUGCUCUUCAGGCAUCUCGGGUAUCGAGUCACUGUUUUGUGUGAUCAAACUGCACAGGAGAUGCAGAAUGCAUUGGAGAGAUUCUCCAAGCUGCAAGAUCAUCGAGAUGUGGAUUCCUGCAUUACGGCUGUGCUUUCCCAUGGUGUGGAAGGUGGGGUUUAUGGCAGUGAUGGCAAACUACUAGAGCUGCAGGAGGCUUUCCGGCUCUUUGAUAAUGCAAACUGCCCAAAUCUCCAGAAUAAGCCCAAAAUGUUCUUUAUUCAGGCCUGCCGGGGAGAUGAGUUGGACCAGGGAGUGGAUCAAAGAGAUGGCAAAGAGUGGUCAGACUCUCCAGGCAGUGAGGAGAGCGAUGCCAACAAGGAAGAAAGUCUGAAGCUGCGGCUGCCGACACGCUCAGAUAUGAUCUGUGGAUAUGCUUGUCUGAAAGGCACUGCAGCCAUGCGGAACACCAAGCGUGGCUCCUGGUAUGUCGAGGCUCUCACCUCGGUGUUUGCGGAGGACUCCCGACACACUCACGUGGCUGACAUGCUGGUGAAGGUGAAUAGGCAAAUCAAGCAACGAGAGGGUUAUGCCCCAGGCACUGAAUUUCACCGCUGCAAGGAAAUGUCAGAAUAUUGUAGUACACUCUGUCGGGACCUUUAUCUGUUUCCUGGUUAUCUACCAGGAAAAUAACCUUGCCAGCUCUGUUUGAAGAUACUGCCAAAGCUGAACUUGACUGUGGAUAUCUGUUUUCACUUUUACCAACUAUGACAUCAGAUGGGAAACAAGGAGUGCCAGUCUAAUUCUUUGUCUUUUUCUAAAAUAAACUGGCAGCUCUCCUUGUAAUCGGGCUCAGUUCAGGGUUUAAAAUUCUAAUAUCCCAAUCGGAUCUGUAUGUAUAGAAAGUGAUGGAAACAGGAUCAGCAUUGGAACUGGAAAGAAGUGGGAACGUCCUUUGGAAGGAUACAUAAGGGCAUUUGUAAACAAAGUGAAUGUGAAAAUGGAAAUGUAUUACUAGUACAAUAUUUAAGUGAAGGCUUUCUGAAAAGAAAAACAGUCAAAAGAUGCUACCUAUCAUGCUUGUACUUUAACAAUUUUAAAUACAUUUUGCAUGGUUCUUCAUACAGGACAGUUGACUCCUGUGCACAUUAGAAAAGGGCUCCUUAUAAAGGAGAAUCCUCCCCCUCUCUAAAAUGGAAGGUUAUUGUUCUCAGUACUCAACACUUUCCAUUUUGAUCACUUAAAAGUCUAUUUUUCUACAUUCCUUCUAUAGCCAAGUUAUCUCAGCUUAUCAGCAAAACAUGUAGAGGCCAGACAAAUAUGCCUACAUAAAAUGCCCCAGAAAUAGUUUUGAAUAUAGAAAUUCUAGAUUAACUCCCCUUAGUCCCAAGAGUGAACAACUGCAUGGAAUAUUCCUUUUGAGGAAUUUGUUUACAUAGUACUUAUGUGUCACAAUAAACAUUCAGUCCACUAGCUUCUCAGGAGUCUAUAAAUUGCACUGUACAACUGAAGCCCUGAAACUCUACACCCUUGUACAAGAGGUUCUUUUGUCUUUUUAAUUAACAAAAAUAUUCAAGGCAGCUUUUUACAAUCAAAGCAUGUUGCUUGGAUUGUUUAUCGCUGCCGUUUUAUUCUCUUUUAAAUGAGAGGGAAGUAUGUUACAUUAUUAUCCUUUUCUGUGAGUUUUCUUUCUUAAUCCAUGAUCAUUUAAAAGCAUAAUCUAUCACUUCUUUUGGAAAUUCCUUCCACAAUCUCUUCAUACUGUAAUUUAUGUCUUGCUGUGUCCAGCUGCAGUUACUCCCACUUGAUGUGACAUGGGAGAUAGGCAUUGUUCUCUUUUUGUGGUAGAGCCUAAAUCCUGAGAUACUGGAUUACAUAUGGGCUACAGGCGGCUCACUUCACUCUCAAUCUCUCCAUUUUGUAGCACUAAGUUGGCAUAGCUCCUGGCUUUUUUAAAAUGUAAAUAUGGCUUUUAAAAUAUAUUUUUCAGGAUAGAAUUAUGAAUGGGAAGCACAAAGGUAUAUGGAGGGAGGCUGGAAAACUAGGCAUGUGCUCUUUUUAUUAUUCUGCCUAGAAAAUGAAGGCUAUGUUUCCUCCAGCUGACAAAGGUGCAGCAUUAUCUUGCAUUUAUCCUACACACAAUGUGAUGAACAGAACAAGAAUCAUACUUGCCAAUUGGUGCCUUACUCUGAAGUCUAAUAUACCAGUUUAGGGGCUCCUGUACCUCCCUGGAGUAUAAACACUGUCUUCCUGAGUGCUCCCUCUAUGAAAUGGUGCAAUAUUUUACAGAUAGGUUUAUUGAUGAAGCAGUCCAUUCUGAUGGAUUGAAUUUCUGUAGAAUUGCAUCAAGUUGCGUUAUCACUGCCACUUUUGUAUAUCUUUUUGUAUACUUGUAUUUUACUGCCUUGAGGUGUCAAAAUAAAGAAUUUUUGUUUGA
Molecule: messenger RNA, 3658 nt
Organism: Catharus ustulatus (Swainson's thrush)
Lineage: Eukaryota; Metazoa; Chordata; Aves; Passeriformes; Turdidae
Gene: CASP2
Product: caspase 2
Exons: 10
Coding region: 577-1914 (445 amino acids)
Biological process (GO): proteolysis; regulation of apoptotic process
Source: RefSeq, a predicted model, not a curated record